ACAAAAUCAGGUCAAACUUACACGCAUUAGGGUGAUAACCUUUCAAACGAUAUCUGGAGCUUAUUAAAACGCUGUUAAUUUUUUACUCUACUUAGAAUCCUCCAUAGAUAAAGCUUUCAGGACUACAAUGGCGGAAGUUAUUCUUACAGACGCUGACGGGAACACGUUAAGGUCUGGUAUAGAUGUUGGGGGAAUUAUUACACCUGAUCCAUAUUUGGAUCCUGUGAGAAAUAAACUCAUUUACGACGAUCUUCAAAAUUUCAAGUUUAGGGACGACGAUAUCAUGUUGUGUACAUUCCUGAAAUCCGGCACACACUGGAUGUAUGAAAUACUUAGCAUGAUUAAUAACAGAUCAUCUGAGAGGAUAAAAAGUUUCAAGUUCAUGUCUAUGAUUGAGUGCCAGACUCAGGAGUAUAUUGAUACAUUACAGUCACCUCGUGUUCUUAAUUCUCACGUAAGACCAAGUUUACUUCCCAAGGGCCUCGGCCAAAGGAAAAUAAAAACGAUUCUGUGUCUUCGUAACCCAAAGGAUAUCGCAGUUUCAUUAUAUCAUCAUAUAGUUGGAUUGCGACAUUAUGGAUAUACAGGGACAUUUGACGCCUGGUUACCACUGUAUUUGGAAGGCAAAUUGGAGGACGGAAGAUAUACGGACUACUUGCUGGAGUGGGAGAAAGCAAUAACUGAAGGUAUGGACUUUCCACUGCACCUGAUGUUUUAUGAGGACCUUAAACUGGACACUGAAAAUGAACUUAACAAGUUGCUGAAAUUUCUAGAUAUUGAGUUAGAUAUGACCCUGAAAAACAGCAUUAUAGAUGCCUGCAGCUUUGAGAAAAUGACUAAAGAGAAAGAACUUGUGUCAAAGGAAUUAAGUGAAAAGAUAAUAAGAGGAGGAUUUAACUUUUUUCGAAAAGGUAAAAUAGGCGAUUGGAAGAAUUUGUUCACAGUUGCACAAAACAAAAUGUUUGAUGAAAUUUGGAAUAAGCAAAUGAACAAUUCCACAAUGUUCAAUUUUCUGUAUACGCCACCAAGCCCAAGUGUGAAGAACUGUUAAUUCUAAUAUUUGCUCCACUAUUACACAGCAACAUUUUGAGAAAUUAAAAACCUACCUUUAGGUGUAUUUCUAUUAAAUAUGUCAUCUGAUUUAGUUCUGGAAUUAUCUUUUGUUGUUCUUAAUCCUAAGACUUGUGCAAAUAGCAAAGAGGUUAUCAGAAAUGUUCUUAUCUACCUUUUGCAUGUUCAAAGACUGUCAGAAGUAGAAAUCAAUAGAGAAAACUGUGCAAUCCAACUCAUAAACGUUUAAAAAUGUGCUUAAACCAGAUUCCAAUGUUUAUCAAAUAUUGUGAAACUGUAUUUGUUAAAUUUAAGUGUAAUACAAAUGUAUGAGGGCCAGGCCCCAAUUUUACGAAAAAACUUAAGUAAUUGCUUAGCUAAGUCUGUAAUUUUAAAUGCUUGUUUUUGCCCUUUAUGCACCUUCAAUGUUCAUUUUUUCAUCUAUAUCACACCCGUAUAUGACUAUUUCAUAGAUCGAAACACAAUAAUUCUGAAUUUUACAGAAAAUGAAGUAUAAAAAUAAGAAAUAUACCUAAAUAAAUACUUAAGUUCGUUAUAUCGUGCUUAAAUAGAAAUAUCAUAUUUGCGUGACUGAAAUAAGUAUUGCAAACAAAUACUACUAACCAUAGUUUAAUUAAGCUAUAUAUACAUUGGUAUAGAAAAAAUCAACAUUAAAUAACAAUAGCUAAAGCAAUAGCAUGAUUUUAAAAUAACAGACUUAACUAAGUAAUUACUUAAGUUUUUUCGUGAAAUUGGGGCCAGCUAAAUGUGCUCGUUUUUCAAGUUCAAGACUAACGCAACAGGUAAAGUUAUAUUUUACAAGUUGCAUGAGAGUUUAUGUUAAUAAUAAAUUUUGAGUACAUCACUCAUUUCAUGUAUUGCUACUGCCUCUGUGAAAUUACUGACAAAAUACUUUCUGCAUUAUGAAACAACAGCUGCAUGCGUGAAUUUAUUCAUUCUAUUUCUUAAUCGAUGUACAAGUCAUUCAUUCUUCCUUGCAAAAGAAAUCGGGACUGUUCUGUGUGUCUUACAGAAAUAAAUCAAUUAUAAGAGUA
Mercenaria mercenaria is the source of this 2105-nucleotide messenger RNA. RefSeq names its product sulfotransferase 1E1-like. NCBI's taxonomy places the organism in Eukaryota, Metazoa, Mollusca, Bivalvia, Venerida, Veneridae. Gene Ontology annotation, molecular function: sulfotransferase activity. Gene Ontology annotation, cellular component: cytoplasm. Gene Ontology annotation, biological process: sulfation. The record is from RefSeq and is a predicted model, not a curated record. The coding region runs from base 128 to 1051 and encodes 307 amino acids. The transcript has 7 exons.